This is a messenger RNA of Coregonus clupeaformis (lake whitefish), 1852 nucleotides long. RefSeq names its product growth/differentiation factor 2-like. Lineage: Eukaryota; Metazoa; Chordata; Actinopteri; Salmoniformes; Salmonidae. The coding region runs from base 469 to 1704 and encodes 411 amino acids. The record is from RefSeq and is a predicted model, not a curated record. Gene Ontology annotation, molecular function: cytokine activity; growth factor activity. The transcript is spliced from 2 exons. Gene Ontology annotation, cellular component: extracellular region. Gene Ontology annotation, biological process: SMAD protein signal transduction; BMP signaling pathway.
UAAUCAGAUUACAUGUGAAUCAGUUACUCCCCAACCCUGACAAUGUAUUUCACUGCCUCUCCGAACAUAUACAUUUUGAUUUCCAUUGGCCUCAGCUUUGACCCGCGUGUGGGAAGCAAGAGCGAAGAAUUUAGUAAAGUGUUUGUCAGUAGCCACACAAUUUCCAGCUUCUCUCUCAUUAUCGCAGUGCGUCUGUGAAAUGUUUACAGAAUCUUCAUUAACUCCAAGCCCGCUAAUGAUAACAAAGCCUAAAACAAGGCAUCAAUGGUCGAGAUAAGAAUGGCCGUGCUACUAUUUCGGUUGACAUGAGCCUACUGUUUACUCUAGAGCAUGGGAGCAGACCCCAGAACUAUAGCCCUAGCAUAGAAGAAUCUCAAUUUCAACAGAUUGUCACCCAAAGUCCGUUUUAAAUACAUAGUGGGAAUUGGGAAGGUAAAACGUGUUGAUUGGGAAGGAUCUGAUCUAAAGAUGCAGUACUCAAGGCGUUUCCUCUUCCAGAUGUGUCUGAGUUUGCUGGUGUCCACGGGGUCCUGUAGGUGCAAACCACUGAACGAUGUCCUCCAAAGUGAAGAUCCCGAGGGCUUCUCUGGGACUUCUGAGCAGGACCUGGUCGAAGAGGAGGACAGGUUACAGAGCUUUCUGGGAACCAUGAAGGAAGAGUUUCUGAGGAAACUCAACUUAUCAGAUGUCCCACAAGAGCACAGCAAGAUAUACCCACCGCCGUUCAUGAUUGAACUGUACAACAAGUAUGCCUCUGACACGUCCUCUAUGCCUCGUUCUGAUGUCAUCCGCAGCUUCACCGUUCAAGAUGUCAGUCACUCUGAAAAAAAUGGCACCAAGUCAAAACACAGACUUCUGUUCAAUGUAACUGUCCCAAAUCACGAAGAGGUCACCAUGGCGGAACUCAGGCUGUUCACCCUGCUGGAUAAUAGGACAACAUCAACCUCUACCAAUCGGAUCGGGGCUUCCAUAAAGAUCUAUGAAGUGGAGUAUAAAGGAAACAAGGCCACAGCCCACCUUGUGGAUGGGAAAGAGGUCAUUGGGACCCAUCACUCUUGGGAAGCUUUUGAUGUGACCACUGCCAUCCAGAGUUGGGUCAAAUCGGUCCGUGGGGCCAGUGAGUUUGAAGUGGUGGUCGACAGGUGGGACUGUGGGCCUUUCAAAGGUGGAGGUUUGGAUGUGGGUGUGGGUGUGAGGGAUAACACAUCAGCUGCUUUGAUCGUCUUCUCUGACGACCUGGGGAGCAGGAAGAGAGAGGCCAAGAAGGAGCUGAGGGAGAUGAUAGUUCAUGAGGAAGAGACGCUCUUUUCAGGGAGCGACUGGCAAGGGACCGACUACAAUGAGAUCCCCGUGGACUUACACCCCAGGCGGAAGAGGCAGGCGGACACCAACUACUGCCGACGGACCUCCAUGCGCGUCAACUUCAAAGAUAUCGGCUGGGACCAGUGGAUCGUAGCGCCCCCUGAGUAUGACGCCUUUGAAUGUAGAGGGGUGUGCUAUUACCCCCUGACUGACGACAUGACCCCUUCCAAACACGCUCUCAUCCAAACCCUGGUCAAUCUCAAGAACCCCAAAAAAGCCAACAUGGCGUGUUGCGUUCCCACAAAACUGGACCCCAUCACGGUCAUGUACCAGGAGAAUGGUGUCAUCACUGUACGACACCUGUACGAGGAGAUGAAGGUGGCAGAGUGUGGCUGUAGGUAGUGAGAGGUAACAGCCAUGGUUGUCCCCUUUAGCCCUUACUGUAAAUCUGUACAUUCCUGUUGUAAGAUGCAUUUUAGUUAUUUUAUUUAGUAUAUGUUCAACAAAUGCACAGUCUGUCUAGAAUUGCAAUAAAGCCUAUAAUACAAUA